Molecule: messenger RNA, 1980 nt
Organism: Pseudozyma flocculosa PF-1
Lineage: Eukaryota; Fungi; Basidiomycota; Ustilaginomycetes; Ustilaginales; Ustilaginaceae
Exons: 2
Coding region: 1-1980 (659 amino acids)
Biological process (GO): ergosterol biosynthetic process; isopentenyl diphosphate biosynthetic process, mevalonate pathway
Cellular component (GO): peroxisome
Molecular function (GO): phosphomevalonate kinase activity; ATP binding
Source: RefSeq, a predicted model, not a curated record
AUGUCGCCGCAGCAGCAAGGGGUUCGAAGGACUACGUUGGCCUCGGCGCCCGGCAAAGUCCUCAUAGCGGGCGGCUACCUCGUCCUGGACGCCGCCUAUCCCGGUCUCGUCAUCUCGACCGAUUCGCGCUUCUACACCCACGCCGCUUCCUCGUCGUCGCACGAUGCCGCAUCAGCAGGAGAAGCACCAUCAGCGGGAGCAGCGAGAGAUCCGGGCCAGCAGCGGGGAGGGUACCGGUUGACGGUCAGGUCGCCCCAGUUCGUUGAUGCCGUCUGGUCAUACACCGCCAGCGUCGACCGAGAUGCGCACUGGAAGCUCGAGCAGACGAGAGCCUCGUUCGACCGCGCCGGCCGCAAUCCGUUCGUCUCGCUCGCGCUCCUCUACACGCUCCGGCUGGCCUCCGAGAUCCUGGGCCGCGAUGCGCUGGUCGAAGCACUCGCCGCCUCUUCGCCCGGCGGCGGCAUCGAGCUGGUCGUCGUGGGCGACAACGACUUCUACAGCCAGCGCGACACGCUCUCGCUCUCGCCCUCCGAGACGCCCACCAUCGCCGCCCUCGAAGCGCUGCCACCGUUCGCGCAGCAGUCGUGCCGCAUCGCCGACGUGCACAAGACGGGCCUCGGCUCGAGCGCGGCAAUGACGACGUCGCUCGUCGGCUGCCUCCUCACUCACCUUGGCGCCGUGGAGCUGGACAGCGACAGCGACGACGCCGCCGGCAAAGGACAGCCUUCGACGCACAGCCUGGCGCUCAUCCACAACCUGGCCCAGCUGGCCCACUGCGCCGCCCAGGGCAAGGUCGGGUCCGGCUUCGACGUCAGCGCCGCCGUGUGGGGCAGCCAGCUCUACCGCCGCUUCGACCCAGCGGUGCUCAAGCCCUGUCUCGACGAGGGCGUGCGCGUCGGCGUCGAAGGCGAAGCCGCUAGCGACGGCGAGCAGGCCGGCAGUCACGCUGGAGGCAGCUCGACGCUGCGUCCCACCUUGGACCCGCUCAACCCGCUCUGGCGCCCGUCACCUCUCUCGUCGUCCUCUGCCGCGGGCCAGUCGUCGUCGUUCCCAACUGCCGUCGAAGGCCUGGUCUCCUCGUCGUCCGCAACCUCGCAGUCCCACGGCGGUGCCACGCUGCCGAGUCCGGCGCCGCUCUCGCUGCCGCCGGGCUUCGACAUGGUGCUGGCCGACGUCGAUGCGGGCUCGAAUACGCCGAGCCUGGUGAGCAAGGUGCUGGCGUGGCGCGCGGCCAAGCCCGCGUGGGCGGGGCAGCUCUACGCGGUGCUGGCGUCGAGCAAUGCGUCGCUGGCCGACCACUUCCUCAACCUGCGGCUGAUGCACGAUGCCGAUCCCGAGGUGUACGAUGGCGUGCUGGCCCAGUGCAGCGGGACGCUCGCGGCCGAGUGGGAUGCGCUGCUCCGCGCCACGCCCGGCCCUGAUGGUGGGCAGCACCAAGAGGAGGAUGGAGGGGAGGAGGAGGUCGAGGUGACGCCGCAUGCGGUGCUGAGCGUACUGAUCGAGGUGCGCAAUACGCUCCGCGCCAUCCGAGCGGGCAUGCGCGAGCUGGGCACGCGCUCGGGUGCGCCCGUCGAGCCGGUCGAGAUGGGCCGGCUCAUCCACCGCGUCGCCGAGAACGUACGGGGCAUCGUGGGCGGCGGCGUCCCUGGCGCGGGCGGGUACGAUGCGCUGUACCUCCUCUACCUCGUUCCUCUCCGCACCACCGUCGGUGAGGGUGAGUUCGAGGGGCCAAGGGAUACGAGGAGUGAGAUCCAGGCGUUUUGGCAGAUGGCUCAGCGCGAACAGGACCUCGUCGACGAGGAGGAGAGCACCGCCAAGGGUGCAGGGGUCAUGCUCAAUGUCGGACCACUGCUCAGUAGGGCGGGACAGGCUAGAGGUCAGGAUGAGGGGCUGGGCGGGUUUAGAAUCGAGGACGUCGACGGCGUCAGGGGUCUCAAGCAGGCUAUUGCCGCGGAGCCCAGGUCGUCGUCGUCGCAGUAG